This is a messenger RNA of Dermacentor albipictus, 2883 nucleotides long. RefSeq lists its product as uncharacterized. The record is from RefSeq and is a predicted model, not a curated record. NCBI's taxonomy places the organism in Eukaryota, Metazoa, Arthropoda, Arachnida, Ixodida, Ixodidae.
GGGGUGGCAGAUCGGCAAAUCUCGCGCCACACGCGAUGAGGUGAAGAAGAACUGCAAGAAGGUCGGGGCUGGCCGGCGGAGCGAGGACGCGACCUGGGUCCACCAAAAUUCGACCUCUGACCCACGGUUGCUACAGCAUAGCGGCAUGCCAUGGACAUGGACACCUUCACGUUCCUGCUGGACGCCGCGUUUCACUUGGUGUACGCCGUGACUUCGGCCAUCGAAUUCAUCAUCUACUUCAACAACGGCUUUGGCAGCACGGCCGACUUCUUCGGGCUCGUCUUCUGCGCGGUCGUUUUCAUCUUCCACGCACUCCAGCUCAGGUUCUACCAGCAGCACAUCACCAUACAGCAGGUGAACGCGCCUCAGUGAACCAAGAUGGCCGCCAUGGAGGCGAACAUGCAACAGAUGGAUGCCGUCUUCCACAUCUACUGCGCCAUCUGUGCCGUCAUAAAGGUCCUCGGUGUUGUGUUCGCCAGCGGGAAGGACGACUUCCGCGUCGCCAACUUCGUACGCUACGUCGUGCUGCUGGCGUUUCACGGCUUGAGACUUCGACAAAUGUGAUGCUCAAUAUGAAGACCAGGCAAGACGCAGACAUCGGGCCAAAUCUUUUUGAUCAGCAGCAACGGACAAGCGUUACCGCUCUUUCCGUUGUAGAUAAGUCCAGCACAGAGGGUGGGGCCCACUGCCCCGCCAGCAGCAGCGGCCGAGGUCAUGAGCCUGCUGCGAUGGGAGACGGUGUUCUUUCUGAGCGACGAGGUGUUCCACAUGGCUCGCGCUGCCUCCGACCUGGGCAUCGUGAUGGACGCCUGCGUGUCCGGCAUCCCCAGCAUGGCCGCCCUGGUGCGCGUCAUGGCCUCGCUCUUCCUGCUCGCCUUCCACGCGCUCUACCUCGGGCCCCGGUCGUCGCUGGCUUCGGACGCGGCCAUAUUCUUCGGCGACAUGCAGUUUCACUUCUUCCACAUGCUGCUCUGCACCUGGCAGCUGGUGCACUACCUGUGGACAACGCAGAAGAGGAAUGCUCGUUCCUACGUCUAUCAUUGGACCAGCUUCCUCUUCCACACCGGCAUUGUGUGGUUCUACACGAGCGGCAUUACGGUGAGCAUCCGCGUGCAGCUAGUCAACGGCCCCGGGGCGAACGACGCUCCCGUACCGGUGCCGCCGCCGAUGCCUGCGGUGCCCAACCCCGAGGCCGUAGCCAUGGCCAUCGCGGCCGCGCGGGCUGCCGACGCCGCCGCAGCGAGACUCGCCCUGCCGCGCCGAGGGAGCAACGCGUCCUCGCCGCUGAGGGGCAGCCCGCGGUUCGGCUCGAGCUCGCCGCGAAGGAGCAGCUCGCGCUCUUCAUCGAGACGCGACUCGAUGUUGGCGCAGGAAACUCUGGUAACAAGCCUUCCGGGGCCGGCGAGGCUACCCGAAGACGGCGCGGCGGGAGAGGUACUCGGUUCCGUCACCCAAACCCUGUCGGGCGCCUCGAUGUCGUGCUCUUCGAAAACGGCGUUAGUGCCGUACGUGGAGCGGCAACCGACGCCGAGGGAGGACAACGCUCCGCGCCAGCCCGAGCAAAGCCUCGGCGUCCAACAGCCUCGGACGUUUAAUCCGUCGGGCGCAGACACCUGCUCGCCCUUAGUCGACGUGCAACCCGCCGCUACGUCUUCGGAGCCCGCUGCAAACGAAGCGCGCUGCACUCCCGCCCCGGGCGCUGCUGAAAGCCCCACCAGAGGUGACACCGGGGGUCGCGUACAGAGUUCUGCUUCGGCCAAUUCCCCGGAUGUCGCCCGCGGCAGUGUUGAAGGCGCUUCCACGGGCCCUGCCGAUGCUAAUGGCCGUCUGCAAAGCCCAACUACGGAAGACUUCAAAUCAGCUUCGUCUGCUGCUGCUCGCGACUCCGCAGCAACCGUUACCUACGGCAGUUCGGAGCUGGUGGUUGACCUUGCCCAGAGUUCCGUCGAAUGCCCCGUUUUAGGUAACAAAGCCGGCACAUCUCCGACUUCGGUUCAAGUGUCGUCUCUCCCUGGUCCGUCUUGCAGCCGUGUCCAGGACAUGGCGCAAAAGUCGAAGAGUUCUCGUGAACAAUCGGCCAAGCACUCACCUGCAACGUCCCGGAAGUCCUCCUCCUACUCGGCCACCCCUUUUAAAUCUCCGACUGAAAUUCAAGGCUCCUCUUCUCCUGGCUCCCCUUCUGGGCACCCUCAAGCUACAGAGGUGCCGCAGAGUCCUCCUAAAGAAUCGAAAUCCACUAAACAGUCGCCAGCAACGUCUAGGAAGCCAUCCGGUUCGGACAGCCCUUUCAAAUCUUCACUGAACUCUCCCCUAGGGUCACCUUCCGGACGCGUCCAAGAGCCGGUGGAAAGACCCGACCAUUGCUGGGAACAAUCUGCCAAGCAGUCACCGGCAGCGUCUCUGAAGCCUUCUGCUCCAGCUACCCCUUCUGAAUCUCCCGAGUGACUGAAACCGAGUCCGCGGCCAAAUCUACUUCCACAGAUGACUUGUGCUUCUCGAGACUAUGGAGCCGCCUGACAGACGGUUCAGACGUCGUCUUAUAGCUUGAGAAAGAGCGCGUAGUCCCGUGUCAAUAAGCAGGAGGGACAACCCUACAUUUAAGCAGAUAUACGUUUCUUUAAGGCGUGUGUGUCGAGCGCAUUGUCCUUACACUCAGCAAGGUUUUUUUUUCUUUUUCUUUGACUGCGAACAGGUCAGUCACCAAGGUACGCGCGCGGAGAUGUCUGCCGUUAUCGAAAGCUAUACACCGUGCCUGCAAACUCGCGUGAUGUAGUGGGUUACUGUGUCAUUUAGCGAAAAUAUCGAUCUAAAUGCUGAUGCAUGCGGACUUCAAACAUGCGAAUUACGUUGUCAAGCACAUUCGAAGUAAAUUGUAUUUCCGAA